UCGUGUUUUUUUAUUAUUUUUUUUAUUUUUACGUGUCUCUUCCCUUCUUUGUUUCAAGGACAUUGCUCCCCCCGUCAUCCACAUUGCUCGAGCUUCUUUCGUUUGACUAGCAACUUCAUCAUCAAACCAUGGCCAAGCCCGUAGACAACAGCAACGACGAAAUCGCCACCGCCAUCCUCAAAAAGAAGUCGGCGCCCUUCCGCUUGAUUGUGGACGAGGCGCUGAACGACGACAACUCUGUCGUGUCGCUCAGCCAGGCCAAGAUGGACGAGCUGCAGCUCUUCCGCGGCGACACGGUCAUGGUCAAGGGCAAGAAGCGCCGCGACACGAUCUGCAUUGUGCUGUCGGACGACGAGUGCCCGAACGAGAAGAUCCGCAUGAACAAGGUUGUGCGCACCAACCUGCGCGUGCGCCUCGGCGACAUUGUCAGCGUGCACGCGUGCCCCGACGUCAAGUACGGCAGCCGCAUCCACGUCCUCCCCGUCGACGACACGAUCGAGGGCCUGACUGGCAACCUGUUUGAGGUCUACCUCAAGCCGUACUUCCUCGAGGCCUACCGACCCGUCCGCAAGGGCGAUCUCUUCCAGGUCCGCGGCGGCAUGCGCGCUGUCGAAUUCAAGGUGGUCGAGACCGACCCCGCGCCGUACUGCAUUGUCGCGCCCGAGACUGUCAUCCACUGCGAGGGCGACCCGAUCAAGCGCGAGGAGGAGGAGGAGACGCUCAACUCUGUCGGCUACGACGACAUUGGCGGCGCCCGCAAGCAGCUCGCCCAGAUCAAGGAGAUGGUCGAGCUUCCCCUGCGCCACCCCCAGCUCUUCCAGUCGAUUGGUGUCAAGCCGCCACGAGGCAUUCUGCUGUACGGCCCUCCCGGCACGGGCAAGACGCUCAUUGCGCGCGCUGUCGCCAACGAGACGGGCGCCUUCUUCUUUUUGAUCAACGGCCCCGAAAUCAUGUCCAAGCUGGCCGGCGAGUCGGAGAGCAACCUCCGCAAGGCCUUUGAGGAGGCCGAGAAGAACGCCCCCUCGAUCAUUUUCAUUGACGAGCUCGACUCGAUUGCGCCCAAGCGCGAGAAGACGAACGGCGAGGUGGAGCGCCGCAUUGUUUCGCAGCUCCUCACGCUCAUGGACGGCCUCAAGAGCCGAUCCAACGUGGUCGUCAUGGCUGCCACCAACCGCCCCAACUCGCUCGACCCCGCCCUCCGUCGCUUUGGCCGCUUUGACCGCGAGGUGGACAUUGGCAUUCCCGACGCGACUGGCCGUCUCGAGGUCUUGCGCAUCCACACCAAGAACAUGAAGCUGGGCGCGGACGUCGACCUCGAGCAGAUUGCCAACGAGACGCACGGCUAUGUCGGCUCGGACGUUGCUGCGCUCUGCUCGGAGGCUGCCCUCCAGCAAAUCCGCGAAAAGAUGGACUUGAUUGAUCUCGACGCCGAGACGAUUGAUGCCGAGGUCCUCGACUCGCUGGCCGUGUCGCAAGACAACUUCCGCUUUGCGCUUGGCGCCAGCAACCCCAGCGCACUGCGCGAGGCUGUGGUCGAGGUGCCCAACGUCACCUGGGCCGACGUCGGUGGUCUCGAGAACGUCAAGCGCGAGCUGCAAGAGCUCGUCCAGUACCCUGUGGAGCACCCCGAAAAGUUCCUCAAGUUUGGCAUGAGCCCGUCCAAGGGCGUCCUCUUUUACGGCCCGCCCGGCUGCGGCAAGACGCUGCUGGCCAAGGCCAUUGCCAACGAGUGCCAGGCCAACUUUAUCUCGAUCAAGGGCCCCGAGCUCCUCACCAUGUGGUUUGGUGAGUCCGAGUCGAACGUGCGCGAUGUUUUCGACAAGGCGCGCUCAGCCGCGCCCUGCGUCCUGUUCUUUGACGAGCUCGACUCGAUUGCCAAGUCCCGCGGCGGCUCGAGCGGCGACGCUGGCGGCGCUUCUGACCGUGUCAUCAACCAAAUCCUCACCGAGAUGGACGGCAUGAACGUCAAGAAGAAUGUCUUUAUCAUUGGCGCCACCAACCGCCCCGACAUUAUCGACUCUGCUGUGCUCCGCCCCGGCCGUCUCGACCAGCUCAUUUACAUUCCUCUGCCCGACGAGCCAUCGCGCCUGGCCAUCCUCAAGGCUGCCCUGCGCAAGUCCCCCAUCGCCCCCGACGUGGACAUUGACUACCUCGCCCGCUCGACCAACGGCUUCUCUGGUGCCGAUCUCACCGAGAUUUGCCAGCGCGCCUGCAAGCUUGCCAUCCGCGAGUCGAUCGACAAGGAGCUUGCCCGCGAGCGCGAGCGCAAGGCCCAGCGCGAGGCCAACCCGGACGCCAUGAUCACGGACGAUGCCGACGAGGACCCCGUCCCCGAGAUUCGUCGCGACCACUUUGAGGCCGCCAUGAAGUUUGCCCGCCGCUCUGUCAGCGAGACGGACGUCCGCAAGUACGAAAUGUUCUCGCAGACCCUCCAACAGUCCCGCGGCUUUGGCAACAACUUCCGAUUCCCCGGCGCUGCCCCCGGCCAAGCUCCCCCUGCUGCUGGCGGUGCUCCCGCACAAGGCGGCAACUUCCAGGACAACAAUGCCGACGACGAUUUGUACGCUUGAAGGAAGCAGAGGUGAAAAAGAACCAACAAAAAAAAAAAGUAACCUUGUGUGUGUUUGUGAUGUAUUUCCACCUUUUUUUUUUUUUUUUUUUUUUGUUUUUCUGUGUGUUUAACCAUUGAAUUUUGUUGUUGCCGUUGUUGUUGUUGUUGUUGUUGUCUCUUGCUAAAUACACGUGAAUGAAAUGAUGCAUGCGUUUACGAUGCUCGAAUCGCCCUUUGUUGAUCGUAGUUACGAACUCGGCUCAUCCCUAGUCGGGCUUCCCCCUCAUUCUUCACUACAUUCUUAGUAAACGAUACUUCCGC
This is a messenger RNA of Capsaspora owczarzaki ATCC 30864, 2872 nucleotides long. RefSeq names its product valosin-containing protein. The transcript is spliced from 3 exons. Gene Ontology annotation, biological process: autophagosome maturation; retrograde protein transport, ER to cytosol; mitotic spindle disassembly. NCBI's taxonomy places the organism in Eukaryota, Filasterea, Ministeriida, Capsasporidae. Gene Ontology annotation, molecular function: polyubiquitin modification-dependent protein binding; ATP hydrolysis activity; ATP binding. The record is from RefSeq and is a predicted model, not a curated record. The coding region runs from base 129 to 2570 and encodes 813 amino acids. Gene Ontology annotation, cellular component: VCP-NPL4-UFD1 AAA ATPase complex; cytosol; nucleus.